AUGGCCGAAGAGUCCAAGCCCGUCGUCAAGGGCAAAGGGAAGGAAAAGGGCAAGGAGAAGGACAAGGAGAAGGCUGCCAAGAAGCUGCACAAGGCCCUCGAUGGCCUGUCCAACGACCAAGUCUCCCAGCUCCUCGACCUGAACCCGGCCCUCGCCAACGAGCUCGCCGGCGCCAGCGAUGACGACCCCAAGGCCGCCGCCAACGCCCUCAAGCAUCUCGACCUGCAGGAGAUCAUGACCGGCCUGGCCUCGAGCGGAAAGAACGUCAAGGACAUGGGCGCCUACAAGUUCUGGGCCACCCAGCCCGUGCCCAAGUUUGGCGACGAGGCCGACGCCAACAAGACCGUCGAGGAAGGCCCCAUCAAGGUCCAGACAGUAGACGAGGUACCCAAGGACCCUGCGCCUAUGUAUGAAGGCUUCGAGUGGAGUACCUUGGACCUCCUCGACGACGCCCAGCUGAAGGAGGUGUGGGAACUCCUGAACGGCCACUAUGUCGAGGACGACGAGGCCAUGUUUCGCUUCAACUAUUCUCCCAGCAUCCUGAAAUGGGCCAUGAUGCCUCCGGGCUGGAAGAAGGAGUGGCACCGCGGAGUCCGGGCCGCCAAGUCCAGGAAGCUCGUCGCCUUCAUCGCCGCCAUUCCCGUCGAGCUUCGCAUCCGAACCAAGGUCCUCCAUGCCUCCGAGGUAAACUUCCUCUGCAUCCACAAGAAGCUCCGCGCAAAGCGUCUUGCCCCGGUCCUGAUUAAGGAGAUAACGCGGUUAUGUAAUCUGGAAGGCAUCUUCCAGGCCAUCUACACUGGUGGCAUCGUCCUUCCCAGGCCUGUCAGCACAUGUCGUUACUAUCACCGUGCCAUCAACUGGCAGAAGCUCUACGAUGUCGGUUUCAGCCCCUUGCCGCCUAACAGCAAGCCUCAGUUCCAGAUCAAGAAAUACGCGGUACCGGAACGCACCUCGCUCCGGGGGUUGAGGGAGAUGCAGAAGAAGGACGUUGCUGCGGUGCAGGAUCUACUCACGCGCUACCUGGCCAAGUACGACAUGGCCGCCGAGUUUGACAAGUCAGAAGUCGAGCACUGGCUUUUGCAUAACAAGAAGAAUGCCUUGGAAGAGCAGGUCGUCUGGACCUACGUCGUCGAGGAUGAGCACAAGAAGAUCACGGAUUUUGUCUCUUUCUACUGUCUCGCGUCCUCGGUGAUCAACCAUCCCAAGCACUCGAACGUGAAGGCGGCUUACCUGUUCUACUAUGCCACCGAAACGGGUCUCACCAUACCCGCCGACAAAGAUGCGGUUCAGGGUCGUCUCAAAGCACUCAUCUCGGACUCGUUGGUAUACUGCAAGCAGUACAAGUUUGACGUCUACAACGCACUCUCGCUCAUGGACAACGGCCUGUUCCUGGAGGAACUCAAGUUCGGUCCUGGCGAUGGCCAGCUACAUUACUACCUGUUCAACUACCGAGCUAACCCGAUCUCUGGCGGAGUCGACAAGAAAAACCGGCUGGACACAGAGGCAUUGAGUGGGAUCGGCACCCGGCGCCAGAACGUCCAGUGCCCCCGAGAAGACAUGUGCCAGUACAUGCUGCUGAAAUGGUACUGCGACGAAUGUGGCGCCUGGUACACCAGCGACGAGGUCAAGGUCGUCGACUGCGAUGCCUUCGAGACGACGGGCGACUGCGAGCAGAAGGACCUCGUCCGAGAGGAGGAGUCUGAUGCCGGGGGACUCUGCGACGACUGUACCCAGGAGCACGCGAGCUAG
Molecule: messenger RNA, 1749 nt
Organism: Anthostomella pinea
Lineage: Eukaryota; Fungi; Ascomycota; Sordariomycetes; Xylariales; Xylariaceae
Source: the annotation of a GenBank genome assembly